Molecule: messenger RNA, 1930 nt
Organism: Anopheles aquasalis
Lineage: Eukaryota; Metazoa; Arthropoda; Insecta; Diptera; Culicidae
Gene: SmydA-3
Product: SET and MYND domain containing, arthropod-specific, member 3
Source: RefSeq, a predicted model, not a curated record
CCGGUGGAAUCGGCCACCAGAUGAUGGUUGAGGGUUUCUCUAGAUAAUAAAUCCGAGCGAAGCACGGACAGGAUAGUCAGUCAGUCAGUAAAGAGAAUAGCGAGCGCACAGAACAAUAGUGAGUCAGUCGGAAGUGAAGUCUCUCAAACAUGGAUGAAGCCUAUCGUGUGCAAGAGUGUCCUGAGCUCGGUCGAUACGGUGUGGCCGCGCGUGAUCUGAAAGCUGGCGAACGGUUGUUCAGCGAGCUCCCGUUUGCCGUGGGACCGAAGCUCGACAGUCCACCGCUGUGUCUGGAGUGUUGCUGCCCGGUCGAUGGUGGUGAAGGUGGUCCACGGUGCCCACGGUGUGGUUGGCCGUUGUGUGAGGAUUGUGCGGCCGAAGCUGCUCCACUGCCCUACCAUGGGGCCGAAUGUGCAGUGUUUGCCGAGAAGCGUGUACGGUUCCAGAGCGUCGAGGAUUCAACGGCCGGUUGUGUGCAGCUCGAUUGCAUCACCCCGUUGCGGAUGCUGCUGGCCAAGGAAGCGAAUCCGGAGCGUUGGGAAAGGGAGAUAGCCCCGAUGGAGUACCAUGAUGACAAGCGCCGUGAGGGAGCGAACUGGAAGGUGGACGAUCAUAACAUUGUUAGCUUUCUGCGAAAUGCCUGCGGACUAGCGGAUCGCUUCUCGGUCGAACUGAUCCAGCAGGUGAUCGGUGUGCUGGAUGUGAAUGCGUUCGAGGGUCGCACCUGCAACGGUUACAGUGUCCGCGGUCUCUAUCCUCAGCUUGCCAUUAUGGCGCACAGCUGCGUCCCGAACGUGGUGCACUCCAUCCAUCCGAGUGAGGCAUUCAGAUUGGAGGCUCGUGUCGCGGUGGAUGUGGCCGAGGGCGAAAAGCUAUACACAACCUACACCUACACGCUCACAGGAACGGUUGCCCGGCAGGCGAUUCUGAAGGCUAGCAAGUUCUUCACCUGCAUGUGUCCACGGUGCGUGGAUCCAACCGAACUGGGAACACACUUUAGUUCGCUGCUGUGCAACAAAUGUGUCGGUGGUAUCAUCAUUUCCUCCAAUCCGUUAGACGAAAAUGCCGAGUGGAAAUGUGGCGAUUGUGGUUUCAAGACGAGUGGUGCUGCAGUACAGAAGGCCAUACUGACGAUGCACAAUGAGCUGGAUGAACUGGCGUGUCUGGAGUACGAUGCCGGCCGGUUGGAAGCGUAUGAAGGGCUCUACAAAAAGUUCCGCAGUGUGCUACAUCCACGGCACUUCAUCAAUACCUCGAUACGGCACAGCUUGAUCGAGCUGUACGGACGGAUCCCGGGGUACGAGAUGGUGGAACUGCCGGAUGUGCUACUCGAGCGUAAGGUCGAUCUGUGUCGUGAUGUGCUGCGGGUGCUGGAUGUAGUCGAACCAGGCUUGUCUCGCUCAAGGGCAAUGGUACUGUACGAGCUGCAUGCCCCGCUCAUUAUGCUAGCCCAGUCUGCCUUCGGACGAGGCGAGGAAAAGCGGGAUGGCAAAACGCUCAAGCAACAGCUGGAGGAAGCCGCUGCGAUACUGGAGGAAUGUGGUUCCAUCUUGGAGUGGGAAGAUCCUACCUCUCCCGAAGGAAUACUCUCAAAUGUGGCCAAACAAUCGCUGCUGCAGCUACGCCAGAGUAUAGCGACACUGGAGUGAGAGCGAAUACAGCGAUACAGAUCGUAGAUCGGGGGAAUCAAUCGAUAUGUGAUGUACCUAUUUAAUGUUGUGAUGCUGUGUUGACCCUGUUUUUGUGAUUAUGACUCCUGUCGUAACGCCUAGUUAGUGACUAGCACUUGGCUGUUGUACGGUCAGUGUUUCCUUAUAUUCCUCGUUCCAGGUGUUUAUCUUUUAAUCACUGACCCAGUCAAACGAAUUUUAAGUCCGUACCAUGCACUGUAUUUAAAUGUAUCAAUAAAGUUUAUGAUGCAAACUCAGAA